CCAAACUGAAAGUAGACAACUGACAACUCAACUAAAAAUGGCUGAAUUAACUGCAAGAACGCUUGGUAUCUUUUGUGAUUGUGUCGAUAUUUUGAUACAGGAACACGAACCAACAAAGACAGUGUUUGAAAUAAUAAGAUCACGAAUGGUACGAUUUGUAGAAAUACUGAAAGAAAAGUCAAAAGGCGAGGGAGACGUGGCACAAACUGGAAGUUCCUAUGAUGGCCUUCAUUUAAGCAGACUGCUACAGUUAUCGUCUGGAAAGAACGUUUUUUAUCCGCCGAUCGAUUUUGAUUUCAUGAUGACUUACGUAAACUACAGAAUUCUUGACAAGUCUGAUGACGAACCCGGAGAUAACGAAUUGAAACCGUUGGUGGAAGCUUCAAAAGAUUUCGCAAUUAUGGUCCCUUCGUCGUUUCCAGGGUAUGUUAAAUUACUAAUAACCGAAAAUGGAAGGAAACUUAUCAAGAAACCAAAGUGUGAAUUUGAAAAACAUAUUACCAAAGACGGUUACAUUCCAAAUUUUGUGUUUAAAACAAAAUUGUUCCCAGAACAAUAUGAUAAGGUCGAGGUUCUCUAUGAGCGCGAAAAAUCAAAAUACGUCACAUCCGGUCCAGCGUUGUCCGACUACAGUCAUGAAUCGGAUGGAUAUUCCUACGACUUUGUUCAUUCUUUUCCAUGUUUAACAUGGCCUAACGUUGCUAUUAACUGGACUCGUCGAAAGAAGCCUACAGGAUGGCCAUCAAACGAUAUGAUCAAGGAGAUAAUCAAAGAUGGGUGUGGCGUAGUUCCCACUGGGCAUCACUUAAGUGGAGAGGCGGAUCUUGAAUGGAGAAUUUCCUACAAUUCAGCAGAAAGAAAGUUAUCUCGUUCACUGUCCUCUCGACAACGAUCUUGCUAUUCAUUGGUGAAAUUCCUAUUGAAAACGGGACUUAGCCAGACCGCUAUUCUGACGUCAUACCACGUCAAAAAUAUCAUGUUUUGGUAUUGCGAGCAAAUGUAUGGAGUUGAUGAGUGGACAGAAGAGCUUCAAGGAAAGCGAAUUCUUGAUUUUAUUGAUUACAUUAUAAUUUGUCUGACUAAUUACAACAUUCCUCAAUAUUUCCAUCCUCCAAAUAAUCUGAUAGUUCACAGAUCAAAGGACGACAUCGACAAAACACGCAAAGAAGUCGUCCUGGUCAAAGAAAGAAUUUUUCAAACCUUUGUUCUGACAUUAUGCAAGCAACAGGUUUUUGAUGAAAUAAACUUGAAGGGGGUAUCAGAGCGCGGAGAGGUGGGGAACAUGCUUCUACUGUAUACUACAUUUGUACAAGUUUUGUAUAAGCUUGGAUUUCUGAAUAUUCAGCAGCCAAUCGCCGAAAGAUGUUUUCAUAACGUUGUUUCUCUCAACAGAAGUGUUCGUACGCUUGUAAAGGUUGCUUCUCCUGCCUUCUCUGCGCAGUCCGUACCAGAAUUACUUAAACCUUUUGGUCUGGCAUACAUGCAGUCUGGGGAGACGGAAAAUGCUUUAGCUGUGUAUGAAAUCAUGGUACGAACUGACAGAACAACAGUAGAGGCAGACUACCCAGAGGUUUUUACAAACAUUGGUUGUUUAUACAAUUUGAAAUAUAGCACCUCAAAGAGUAAAAACGACAGAAGUACUUUUCUAGCACGAGCAGAAGACAAUUUUCAGAAAGCAUUAGGACUGAUUAAGGACUCCCCAAGCCUACAUACAGCGUACGGAAGCUUUUUGCUGCACUCUAAAUCCAAUACAAAACUAGUGCUAAUUGCAAACAUGGCCGGGAAAGUAGCUUCCUGCUAUAUGCUCUGUGACUGCCUGAUUAAGUCAGACGAUAUUUACGAAGCAAGACGGGUAGCAUCGUUACUAGAAAGGAUCGUAGAAACAUCUCCGGUGAAACAAAAACAGUCUGAUUUGCAAAUUUGUUCCAUUGUGUAUGAAAGAUGUGGUUUGCAUGUGAAAGCAGAAUUGGUAAAGAACGAGUCGAAAAAGUACGCUGGCAUGUAG
Saccostrea cuccullata (small rock oyster) is the source of this 2005-nucleotide messenger RNA. RefSeq lists its product as uncharacterized. The coding region runs from base 38 to 2005 and encodes 655 amino acids. Gene Ontology annotation, molecular function: protein binding. The record is from RefSeq and is a predicted model, not a curated record. The transcript has 3 exons. Lineage: Eukaryota; Metazoa; Mollusca; Bivalvia; Ostreida; Ostreidae.